Molecule: messenger RNA, 1884 nt
Organism: Helobdella robusta
Lineage: Eukaryota; Metazoa; Annelida; Clitellata; Rhynchobdellida; Glossiphoniidae
Exons: 12
Biological process (GO): neurotransmitter receptor transport, endosome to postsynaptic membrane
Molecular function (GO): protein binding
Source: RefSeq, a predicted model, not a curated record
GUGACCCGGAAAAGGAUCGAGGUCAAGUUACGUAGAGAUGACCUUGGGACGUAUGGCUUGACCUUGAGAGGUGGAUGUCACGUGGGCAGCAGUUUCAGUGAUGAGCGAAUCGAAAACGAAUUAAUUCAGUACAAACCAAUAACCGUUACUCAAAUUAGAAGCGGUGGACCGGCCGAUAGGGAUGGGACAAUAAAAGUAGGCGACCGAAUACUUUCGAUAAACCGAACCAGUCUUCAGGGUAAAACGUUGGACGAGGUCAUGGAGCUUUUGAACGUACCCCAGCGAGAAACCGCCAUCUUCGUUGUUGAGUAUGACGUGUCUGUAUUAGACGUUGUCCAGCAAGCCAAUGGUCCUCUCUUAGUUGAAAUCGACAAACAACCGGGAUGCGCCCUGGGUGUGACCUUGAAUGAAGGUCAAUUUAGAGGUCAUAAGGUCAUGUAUAUUGCGGAAGUUGAACAAGCCAGCAUCGGAGAUAGGUCGGCGUGUGGAGCCCUGCACUACGGUGACCACAUACUGGCCAUUGAUGGGUGUGGUCUCGAGGGGGUGAGUGUAGAAGGGGCCAACGAAAUGUUGAAGGUCAAUCAAGGUCAUCAAAUUCAACUGGAGGUCGUGCCUUCUCAUUUGGUCGCCCAACAAACCCUACCUGAAUCGCAACAACCACAACAAUCCCAGCAGCCACAACAGCAACCACAUGUACCACAUGUACCACACCAAACUAGACAACAGCAACUACAACAACAACAACAUAGCAGACACAAUUCUCAAAGUAAUUCGCAACAAAGCACUCUUCAAAAAAACAUACCCUGUCCACAACACCAACAACAAUUACAACCACAACAAUGCUAUCACAAUAACAACAACAACAACAAACAACAACAACAACAAAUUCGACCAAGCGAGACGAAAACCCCUCCCCACACCCAAAUCUGUCACGUAGACAUCGUAGAGGUGCAACUUAUAGCCGACAGGGGUGGUAGUUUCGGGCUGCAGAUUGAUCCGGCGCACGGAAGAUCAUCCGGUGUGACGUCACAACCCCAGUCCUGCAUCCUCACCGUACCCCCCGUCGUCUCCUACAUCGAGCCGAGAGGGCCUGCCGAACGCUGUGGGGUCUUGCAGGAAGGCGAUCGCGUCCUGGCCAUCAACGGUCAGCAGCUGGAAGGUAUCUCCCUAGCCCAGAUGGACGAAUACAUAAAUGAAUCUAGAGUUAAAAUACUACUUUUGGUCGAAUUCGACGUUGCAGAAUCGAUAAUUCCAAGUAGCGGUAUCUUCAUAGUUAAGUUGGCGAAAAGGUCGGCAGGGCUUGGCGUUACUAUCAGCUGCCCGAAGAACAGAAAACCAGGCCAACAUUUGGUCAUAUCAGAUGUAAAGAAGGGCAGCGUUGCACAUAGAACCGGCUCCAUCCAACCAGGCGACAAACUGCUGGCCAUUGAUAAUGUCCGCCUGGAUGAUACCCAAUGUUCCCUUGAAGACAGUGCCAGAAUGCUGAGAGACACCAGGGAUAUCGUCAAGUUAACCAUUCAAAAAGAUGAAAAUUUCGCCGAAGAGCCUGAUCCGACUAAUUUGAUCACGUACACCGUCGAACUUCCGAAAUUCGCCGGGCCAGUUGGGAUCACAGUAUCUGGCAGUGAAGAGCCUUUUGAUCCCAUCAUUAUCUCCAGUCUGCUGCCUGGCGGAAUGGCGGAAAGAACUGGAGCCUUGCACGUUGGGGACAGAUUGUUGGCCAUCAACGGGACCAGCCUCCGUGGAAGCACCCUGACAGAUGCCGUCCACCUCCUCCAAAAUGCUGGUACUUCUGUCACCCUCAAAAUUACGAGGCCCGCAAAUUCUAGCAACAACAGUGUCAAUGGUGAUUUUUUAUUUUUUGACGUGGUAAAAAUGUGUUAA